This is a messenger RNA of Parasteatoda tepidariorum (common house spider), 16450 nucleotides long. RefSeq names its product midasin. The record is from RefSeq and is a predicted model, not a curated record. Gene Ontology annotation, biological process: ribosomal large subunit assembly; ribosomal large subunit export from nucleus. NCBI's taxonomy places the organism in Eukaryota, Metazoa, Arthropoda, Arachnida, Araneae, Theridiidae. Gene Ontology annotation, cellular component: preribosome, large subunit precursor; nucleus. Gene Ontology annotation, molecular function: ATP hydrolysis activity; ATP binding.
UGUGUAUGGCAAUAGAGGCAUCCGAUUUGUUAUGGUCGCGGUGCCGAUUUCGGUCCGGUAGUGUGUAUUUUGUUAUGUGAUUUAAAAAAUGCACGUGUGUUGAUUGUUCAAAGUUUUAUGCUUUGAUAGUGAUCAUAAAGAAGUAAAACUUCAAUAUGAAUGAGCAAAAUAUUUUUGCCCCAUUAAAUAAACUUUUAUCUGAGUAUUCAUCGCUUUCGCGCAACUUCGCUCCGUUUCUGUCUGCUCAGUCACAGUCGUUUAAGAACAUUGAUGCAAUACUAAAUGCUCUCUCUGAAAUUCUCUGUACUGAGAGUUAUACUAUAAGAAUUGCCCAGUUGUUCAGCCCUUUGCUGUUAGAACUAUUGACACGUGCUAGUUGUUUUCCUGAUAAUGACUCAGUGGAUGGUUAUACUAAACAUGAACUCUUUUGCAUUGCUUUAUCAAAGCUUUUGUGGAAAUUUCCUGAAGUUGAAAGAUUUGCAAAGAAAUAUUUUGAAAACUCUCGGAAUUUGUUUUGGCGUUUUGAGAGAGAAGUUCAAGAGCCACCUGCUAAAAAGAUUAAAACUGAGGUGCCACAUAUUUCACAACUGUUGCAAGCAGCUUAUAUCUUUUUGAUAUUUGAAGAAAAGUAUUUCAAAGAUUCAUGGUCUUGGUCUGUUAUAGCACAUUUUUUAAACAGUGAGAAUGUUAGAUGCAGAUGGUAUGCCCAUCAAUGUUUACGACUAAUUGGAAAGAUGAGUGAUAAAGAUUUUAACAUCCUCUUGGAAAAUAAGUUUUCACCCAUGGAAAUAAUAGCUUAUUCUAAAGAAUUAAGUGAUUUGUCUAGUCUGUGGAGUCUUAAAGGUUUUUCUAAAGGUCCAUUACCAGUUUUAGGAGAUAGUAAUAAAUCUCUUAAAGAAUUCCUUUCGUCAGAUGUAGUCGAUAUGUUUGGCGUUCUUUUGCCAAAGUACCAAGAAGUUGAACUAACAGGGGAAAGAAUUGUUAUUGUCCCCAGUGUUCGUCAGACUCUGCAUUCCCUUGCUUUAGCAGUUGCUGCAUCAGAGCCUGUCUUGUUACAAGGCCCUGUUGGUUGUGGUAAAACUUUAGUUAUCGAUUAUUUAGCAAAGGAAACUGGACGCAUAAGAUUCGAAAAUUACUUUAAAGUGCAAUUAGGUGAUCAUAUGGAUAGUAAGACUCUGUUAGGUACACAUUGCUGCACUGAUGUGCCUGGUGAGUUUCUGUGGAAACCUGGCAUACUUGUCAAAGCUAUGAGUGAAGGUCAUUGGUUAUUGUUAGAAGAUGUUGAUAGUGCACCUAUGGAUGUUGUGUCUUUGUUGGUUCCUGUGUUGCAGUCUAGAUCCAUUUUAUUGCCAGGUCACGCUGCUCCUCUUCAGGCUGCUCCUGGUUUUCAACUCUUUGCAACUCAACGUCUUUUUCGUGGACAAGAAGGUUCAUAUUCAGAGUUCAGAAAUAAUGCUGCCCUUUUAAGUAAACAGUGGAGAAAGAUAAUUAUGGAUCCAUUAACUAAAACCGAAAUAGGAUCUGUUAUACUUUCAAAAUGGUCUAAGUAUGAGCCUAUAAUGGGGCGUAUACUCGAAGUAUAUUCAAUAUUUUCCUCAGAUGUGAAAGAAUCUUUUGAAGUAGAGCAUCAAGCACACAAUUUGCACCAUGGCAGACUAACAUCAAUGAGGGAUUUAUUUAAAUUUUGUGAUAGAAUUGCCAAAGAUUUUGAUGCAUCAAGUAAUGAAAUGGCUUUGAGGUGUUUUCAAGAUGCUUUGGAUUGCUUUUGUGAUAAUAUACCUAAUAUUGAAACAAAAAUUGAGCUUGCCAAAUCAGUUUCUGUGAAAUUUAACUUGCCCAAAGAAAAGGCAGGAUUUUUCUAUCAGUGCUAUAGACCAGCUUUAGAAAAUGGUGAUAAUGUAAUAAUUGGAAGAGCGAAAAUGCUAAAGAAAACGAAACAGAUUUCGUUUACAAGGAGUGUGAAAAGUACAUUUGCUAAUACUCGUCAAGCAUCAUGUUUGCUAGAAAAAGUUGCAGUCUCUAUUAUCAAUGAAGAACCUGUACUCUUAGUAGGGGAAACAGGAACAGGGAAAACUUCAGUUGUACAACAUUUAUCAGAAUCUAUAAAUCAAAAGUUGACUGUUAUUAACAUGAGUCAACAAAGUGAUUCCAUUGAUCUGCUUGGAGGAUAUAAACCCAUGGAUAUUAGUUUUGCCAUCCAGCCUAUCAAACAGGAGUUUGAAGAACUAUUUCAAUUUUGUAUGAAUAAGGAUCGUAAUGAUAAAUUUAUAAAACAUAUAUCAUCUCAGUACAACAGAAAAUCAUACAAGAUCUUACUUGAUCUCAUGUCACAUGCAAUGGAUCAAGUUAUAAAGUUCUUGCUUUCAAAAAAUACUGCAAAGCACUUAGAGCUGGUUGGACGUUGGAGAAAAUUUGGAGAAAAAGUUCAAUGCUUAAAAAAGCACAAGUUUGAUUCUACUGCUCCAAUUGCAUUUAAAUUUAUUGAAGGAGCUUUAGUUAAAGCCAUGAAAAAUGGAGAGUGGCUUUUACUUGAUGAAAUUAAUUUAGCAGAAGCAGAAACUCUUGAAUGUCUUUCUGGAGUAUUGGAAAAAGAUGACAAUACUUUGCUGUUAUUAGAUAAAGGUGACACUGAACCUAUAUAUCGACAUCCUGAUUUUCGUCUAUUUGCUUGUAUGAAUCCUGCCACUGAUAUUGGCAAGAAAGAAUUACCUGCUGGUAUUCGUAGUAGAUUUACUGAAUACUUUGUUGAUGAAUUAUCGGAAAAGAAUGAUCUCACAAUAUUAGUUGAAGAGUAUUUAAAAGGUUUGUCUUUGAAAGUGGAUACUAUUGAAAAUAUAGUUAAAUUUUAUUUGGAUAUUAAGAAAAUGGCUACCGAGAAAUUAAAUGAUGGAACUGGACAUCAUCCACAUUACAGUCUUCGAACUCUUUGCAGAGCAUUAAGUUAUGCAGCUAGCAAUCCUUGCCACAAUGUUCCUCGUUCUCUUUAUGAGGCUUUUUGCUUGAGUUUUUUAUCACAAUUGGAUAACCCUUCACAUAAGAUAGUGACUGACAUCAUUAAAGAGAAGAUUCUUGGUCAAAAACAACUAUCGAUUUUGCACCAAAGUAUACCAGAGCCUAAAGGAGGAAAUCAUGUCAAUGUGUCUGGGUAUUGGAUAAGGGCAGGGAAACAAGAAAUUGAAAAGCCCGAGGAUUAUAUUUUUACAGACACUGUGAAGAGAAAUUUACACGACUUAGCCCGAAUUGUUUCUGCCGGGACGUAUCCAGUUUUAUUGCAAGGAGAAACAUCAUCUGGAAAAACAAGUUUAAUACAAUAUCUAGCAAAAAUUACUGGUAAUCACUGUGUCCGAGUAAACAAUCAUGAACACACGGAUAUUCAAGAAUAUGUUGGAACCUAUGCUGCUGAUGUAACUGGGAAACUUGUUUUUAAAGAAGGUAUAUUGGUUGAAGCAAUGAGAAAAGGUAGUUGGAUUAUUUUAGAUGAACUUAAUCUCGCACCAACUGAAGUUAUGGAAGCUCUUAAUAGAGUGUUGGAUGAUAACCGUGAACUGUUCAUAGCUGAAACGCAAACUCUGGUCAAAGCACAUCGAGGUUUUAUGAUUUUUGCUACUCAAAAUCCAGCAGGCAUUUAUGGUGGGAGAAAAAUACUGUCAAGGGCAUUUAGAAAUCGUUUCAUUGAACUUCAUUUCAAUGAAAUCCCACCUCCUGAGCUGGAAACAAUCUUGGAGCAAAAGUGUCAAUUGCCACCAUCGUAUAGUAAACAAUUAGUUGCAGUUAUGCAAGAAUUACAAUUGAGAAGAAGAGAAAGUGGCGUGUUUGCUGGCAAACAGGGAUUUAUCACUUUGAGAGACCUUUUCCGUUGGGGUGAACGCUAUGUGCACGCUCCUGAUCCUCCAACAAAAUAUUAUGACUGGAACCAACACUUAUCUGAUGAAGGUUAUCUGCUUUUGGCUGGUCGAGUUCGUUUCAGAGAAGAAGUGGAUGUCAUCAAGACAGUAAUAGAAAAACAUUUUAAGCGAGAAAUUGUUCCAGAUAAUCUUUUCAAUUUAACAGAAGACACCUCCUUUGUUACAAAAAGUCUCUUGGAGAGAUUUCUGUCUGAAAAACUGCCUCCACCAUUCGAUCACAUUGUUUGGACUUAUGGCAUGCGUAGACUUGGAGUAUUGGUGGGAAAGGCAAUGCAGUUUGAAGAACCAGUUCUACUUGUUGGCAAUACUGGGUGUGGUAAAACUACAAUAUGUCAGAUUUAUGCAUUACUGAUCCAACAAGAAAUUAAUAUAGUAAACUGCCAUAUGCAUUCUGAAAGUGCAGAUUUUAUUGGUGGACUUCGACCUGUACGAAAUUCAAACAAAGAGGAUUCUAAGCUGUUUGAAUGGGUUGAUGGGCCAUUGAUAAAAGCAAUGAAAAACGGCCAUUUUUUUCUUGCUGAUGAAAUUUCAUUGGCUGAUGAUUCAGUGUUAGAAAGACUUAACAGCGUACUUGAAUCAGAACAGAAAAUACUUUUGUCCGAGAAAAGUUAUGAAGAUUGCAAGGAGUCAGAAAUUAAGGCUGUUUUUGGAUUUCAGUUUUUUGCCACUAUGAAUCCUGGAGGUGAUUAUGGCAAAAAGGAGCUGUCACCAGCACUUAGAAAUCGUUUUACAGAAAUAUGGUGUCCAAAUAGUGCUCAAGUUGAUUCAGAUGUUAUCGCUAUUAUAAACCAUUCAUUGAAGAAUUCUUAUAAGUACAAUCCUAAGCGCUUUAAUAUAGCAAAGGCUAUAGUUGAUUUCAUAAAUUUUUACCGUCAGACUGAUAUAGGUAGAAGAGUAUCUUUUACAUUGCGAGACAUAUUGACAUGGAUAGAAUUUAUUAAAUCAAGUUGCCAUGCUCUUACAUAUGAAGCUGCCUAUCUCAUGGGUGGUAUUCUGGUGUUUUUAGACAGUUUGGGAUCUGGUCCCUCAGCAAUGAGUGGAGAAAAUACCUGCCUCCUAGUAAAACAAGAGUGUCUUAAAUUUAUGGAAAAUCAAAUUGGUCGGCUAGAACGUGUCAACUAUUGGGAAUUAAUUAUGCCUGAUUAUUAUGAUGAGGAAUUUAGAAAAAUUCAAAUUGAAAUUUCUUCUAGUGAAACUCAAUCUUUAUUCGGAAUCGGGCCUUUCCAGAUUGAAAUGGGUCCGUAUCAAGAUCCAGAAUCAACUUUCACAUAUAACCUUGAUACUGCAACUCCUAAAAUAAAUGCAAUGCGAAUUUUGCGUGCAAUGCAGCUGACAAAGCCAAUUUUGUUGGAAGGAAAUCCUGGUGUUGGAAAAUCCAGUUUAGUUAGUGCUCUUGCGAAGGCUGCUGGUUACCAACUUGUCAGAAUAAAUUUAUCUGAACAAACGGAUAUCUCUGAUUUAUUUGGGGCUGAUUUACCUGUAGAGGGAGGAGCAGUUGGAGAGUUUGCUUGGCAUGAUGGUCCCUUGUUACAAGCUUUGCGGAAAGGGCAUUGGAUUCUUUUGGAUGAAAUGAAUCUUGCUUCUCAGUCUGUUCUUGAAGGUCUCAAUGCUUGUCUAGAUCACAGACGUGAAAUAUAUAUAUCUGAACUUGGAAUGACUUUCAGUCUAGAAAAUACAAAUACUAGAAUAUUUGGUUGCCAAAAUCCAUACAGACAAGGUGGAUCUCGUAAGGGUCUUCCUCGCUCUUUUUUAAAUCGAUUUACUCAAGUGUAUGUGGAGCCAAUGAACCCUAUAGAUAUGAGAAAUAUAACAGCAGCUGCAUAUCAGAAUAUACCAGAUGAUCUUAUAAAUCUCAUGAAUAGAUUUAAUCUAGAGAUGAAUCAGGAAGUUAGUGUUAACAAAAAGUUUGGCCAAAGAGGAUCACCUUGGGAAUUCAAUCUUCGUGAUUUACUUCGUUGGUGUGAAGUUAUGGAUCAGCAUCAAGUGGAAGAAUACAAUGUUGGAGAAUAUGUGAAAUUAAUUUACGCUGAUCGAAUGCGUUCUGAAGAUGACAAAAAUAAGGUUUAUGGUUUAUUUAUGACUGUUGCAUCCAAAUUUCCUGAUACUUCUGGGCAAUCUAUAGUGGAUAGCUUCUUUGAAUUGAAUGUUUUUGAAAAUAUUAUCCAACUUGGUCAUUCCACUAUAAAACGUAAAAGUAGAAGCUGGUCUGAUACAAACAUGAUAUGUGUUGCUAAUAAGCAGCUUCCCAUUUUGGAAUCUCUCAUGAAGUGUAUUGAAAUGAAUUGGAUGCCUAUUCUAGUUGGUUCAUCAGCUAGUGGUAAGUCCACUUUAGUACGAUUUCUUGCUGAUCUUUCUGGGAAUACCUUGCAUGUUUUAUCAGUAAACUCUGAAAUGGAUACAAUUGAGUUGCUGGGUGGUUUUGAACAGGUGGACAUCAAUCGCAAAAUAGAAUCCGUAGCUCAAGAUCUUGAUACAGUUGCUCAGGAAUCUUUUACGUUUUAUAUGCUCAGAGACGAUGGAGACAAAACAGAUAACUGCAUUAUGGUCAAGGAAAUUCUUACUCAUAUGUACUUCUUGUCCACAAUUGAAGGAAAUGCCAAUGACCAAACAUCUUAUAAAAGGAUUCUGACUGGUCUAGUAAAUGUUAUAGAUUUCUUCAAAAAAGUACCGUUAGAAGAAACAAAUCCAAUUUUGCGGAAGUGUAAAAAAACUGUGCAAAAGCUUCUUAAAAAAGUCGAUUCUGAAGAUGCGUUAUCAGGAGGGCAGUUUGAAUGGGUGGACAGUGUUUUAGUUCACGCUGUCUCCAAAGGCCAUUGGUUGCUGAUAGAUGAUGCCAAUUUCUGCAGCCCUUCUGUAUUGGAUCGGUUAAAUGGUUUGCUAGAACCAAAUGGAGUUCUGUCUCUUUCGGAGCAGGGAAGUCUGCAAGGAGAACUUCGUAUUAUCAAACCACAUCCUGAUUUCAGGAUAUUUUUGACUAUGAACCCACAAAAUGGUGAGAUCUCAAGAGCUAUGCGUAAUCGAGGAAUAGAAAUUUAUGUAGAACCAUUGUAUACCAAAACUUCUCAUGGCGAAAGUAUCAUGGAUGAUUGGAGAUUUAGACUUGAUAUUGCUGCCUUUUCUCAGUGUAAAAAUUUUUCCCAUUCAGGAGUGGUCUUUGCUUUGAUGCACCUUCAUAUGAUUUUAGAUAAAGAUAAAUCUUUAGGUGUCUCUGUAUCUGAUUUUUAUAAUGCUUCAUCUUUGUGUGCCCAACUAUUACUUAAAUAUGAUGAUCCUAGAGAGGCCAUCCUUAAAGUUUUUGAAUUUGUUUACUGUAAAAAUCUUUCUACCACUCAAAUGAAUACAAAAACUCUAGAACUAUGCAAAGAUGGUAUUAAAUCCUUGCGAGACAUAUUGCCAGAUCUACAAAUUCCUGUUAUUAAUCUGUUACCAACAUCAGUAGAUUACAGACAAAAUUGUGUGAUGGCAUGUUUUAAAAAACAGAUAUUUCCAUUCGUAUAUAUUCUUCAUGAGUUUCAGUUUCAUGUGGAUAAUGUAGGUGACAAUUCAUCCUCUGUAAAUCAGUUCGGAUCUGUGUAUCCAACCAUCCAAUAUGCUAACAGCACUAACACUGAACUGAAAUUUCAAACUAUUUUGUAUUUAUUGUUCCAAUCAUGCCCUGUUAGUUUACUCCAGUUUUUUAAAGCAUGGGUCUUUCAAACAAUUGAAUCCAAAAUGCAGCAAGAAUCCAAUGAUUCUAAAAUAAAGAUUAUAUUUGCCUCCUGUUUGAGAUUCCUUGAAAUCCUUAUGAUAGAAACUGAAAAACCUAUUGCCUUAAGGUUAAAGAAGCUGAUUGGAGAUAUGUUUAAUUAUGCAGCAUUUACUGACGUAAAAGAAAAGGAAUUACCUAUGGAUCCACGUUGGAAACCAUAUAUUUUUGGAAAGUUUCUCCGUCAUAUGAAACAACGUCCAAAUUAUGAUGAUAAUGAAUCCAUUCUUGAAGAAAAAAUAACGAGUUGUGCUAAUAAAUACCAUUUAUCUCUUCUUCUAAGACUUAUGCAAUUAAAGUUAGCUAAUUCAGACAAAGACCGUUCAACUUUGUUCAAGCUAUGCCAGACUGGAGAGAUUUCAAAUAUCAUUGAAGAUAAUAAAGCUUACAAGUUCAAUGUGAUUUCCAAAUUCCGAGACUGCCUUUUAACUAUUAUAAAUACUGUAACUAAAAUGGUUGAAGAUGAUCUUCCAGUCAUUUGUGAUGAAUCAUUCUGGAAACUGUAUGAAAUUAUACUCCUUCUCUCCUCUUGUCUGCAAAUUGGGGAAACUCCCCUUGAUAAAAAGUUUUUUCUUAGAAGUAUUGACUUUGAAAUGAAACGGCUCAUUCCAAAUUUUCAUUCUUUAAAGAAAAAAAUUCUUCGACUAUUUGAAAGUAAUGAUGGAUUUAAGUCAAACAAUAGGUUGCUUAACCAGUUUAACACCAUCAAUCGAGCCCUAAAUGCAUCAGACAAAGACAAUACUAUUUGUGUCAAAGUUGCUAAUAAAAUUGGUUUCCCAUUGAGCUUUAUCAGCGAAAAAGAAUUCAGACUUUGGACUUCCCUUCAGGAAAUAUUUUCUGCUAUAUACCUUGUAGACAGAAUUCAAGAUCCUAAUUUGUCCUUAAAAGAUCUUAAACUUAUAGUUACCAACCAAGAAAAUUGGGCUAUAUCUCUUGUAAAAGUUCUUCUUAGAAAUCCUGCUCAUCGAUACCAAAAAGAUGGAAUGCAAAAAAUUCUUAAAAUAUUGGAUCCUGAUUACUCAAAGGAAUUAAAUGUUGUUGAAGACAUCAAAUUGCAAUUACAUGAAGCUGGUCUUAUCAAUAUUGAUAAUGAUGACAUAAUGGAAAUAUGCCAGAAUGCUCCGGCUGUCCCUACUAUGUCAGAUAAAGAACUAGCUUAUAGAAUCCAACUCUAUCCUCUUUGGGAAUACCUAAUGAUUCUCUGUGAAGCUGAUAUUUUGUCUAACAGUAAUUUGUCAGUCCAAAAUUUCAUCGUGACAGCAGCUGUCCAGUUACUUGGAUUGAAUCCAAAGCGCUGUUUACAAAUAUUUCGUACAAUUCGAGGAAAUUUAGAGGAAAAAUAUGCUUUUGAUAUGAACCAGUUCCUGUAUUACACUAGACAUGGCUUUUCUUCAAAUGCUCUUGAGUGUUUGCAAUUUUCACACGAAGAAGCAUUUAACAAAAGCAAUAAAGAUGCAGAUCAUGUUUCUACCAACAAUAUCUGGAAUAAAAACUACUCUUGGGCUAAACAAGCUCCUUUACUGACUUACAUUUGCUCAUCUUUAUAUGCUAUUCCUACUGAUUCAGUCUCACUAAUGUGCCAUUCAUCCCUUGGUAACUCAAAACUUGUUGAUGUACAACUAGAAGUUACCAAAAGAGUACUAUGGGGCAAUUUUGACAAGUUAACUGAUACCAAACAAUCUUUCUUACUAACCAGUGCAAAUAUUGUAAUUACUUGGUUUAAUAAUCUGGUGAUGUAUAUUGCUAAAAUGGCAGACUUUGAGGAGGAAUUCGAUGCUACUUCGAAAAGUGAUGUUACAGCUAUGUUUGAAAAACUAGGUAUCACUUCCUUGUUUGUGACUGAGAAGGGAAAUAAUUUGGUUACACUUGCACUUGAUAGUGUAUUUAGCCUAAAAAAAUCCAUGAAAGUUUUUAAUGGUUCAAACUUGACACAAUUGGUUUCUACUUCCUAUGUAUUGGUUGGAAUGCUAACAUUAGCCCUUUUUACUCCUAAAAAUUCUGUUGAUCCAGUCCUGAAGCACAAACUGAAAUAUGACCAAGUUUAUAAUAGGACUAGAGAUCUUCAAUGUGAAAUAGUUUCUCUUGAAUGGAUUACAAAAGUAUCUUGUGGACAAGAUUUUUCUGAAAUAACUCAUGCUUAUGGUCAUCCUUAUAUUAAGGGUUUAAAGAAGACCUUUGGUUUUCUGCAGAGAAAAGUAGAUAUUUUGAACAAGAAAAUAAGAUUACGACACCAAAAAGACGAAUAUGAAGCCAUUAAAGAAGAAAUAGGUGAUUUUCUUUCUGUCGAGUCUUUUGACUCUCUAUUAUCUGCAGUUUCACAACUGAAUAAAUUUGAUAGCACUCUUUCCGACGAAAAGAAAUGUGAUGUUAUCAACUCUAUUCAGAGAAUUGAUAAUUAUAUAAAGAAUCAGCAAGAAAUAGUAUCACGCUUGUCAAAGAAGUAUCCCCUCUAUGAAGAUAUUACUGAACCAUUUUGCUUAGGAGUGGAACAAGUUAUGUAUGGACUGCAAAUGUUAAGUCAGCUUGUGUUACGAAAAGAGUAUUGUACAAAACUAAACCUUAAGUUCAAUAACCUGUCUGAGUUUUUGAAACAGUUUGUACCAUUCUUCAACCUUACCCUAAAUCCCAUUGAUAUCACUGCAGAGCUUCUUAAAGAAAAUAAUUUAGAUACUUUCACCAAUAUUUUGUCUCUUUGCAACUUACCAUUUGCAAUUAGCUCCAAACUGAUGCUUAAGCUCCUGAAAUCGGCUAUUCUUGAACUCAUGAAUUCUGCUAAGCUAGUCAAAAUUCAAAGUGAAGAGAAUUUGAGGAAGAUAGUUGAUUUACUUUUAGUAGCAUUCACCAAAAUUUGGAAAGUUUGGAAUCAUCAAGAUGUGCAAAAUAAAUUGAAAAAAGAAGAAGAUGAAAGCUUGUAUAUCAGUAAAACAACAACUUAUGAGAAUGAACCAUCUGAUGAAGAAAUACUUGAACAAAAUUUAAAGAAAUACUUUCCUUCUUUUGAGCAGGAUUAUGCAGGUUGUAUCAGUUCAGAUGAUUUUGAUAGUAGCCAUAUGAAGGAAAAUACAGAAAAAAUAUCUGAAGAUUUUCAACUGACUAUGGAGGAUAUGUAUGAAAUAUCACAAUUAUACUGCAGUGCUAUGUCCAUUUUAAUGCCUGUAAGUUUGAUUGAAGGACAAGCUAACUCCAUUAACAAAAACUUCGAAAAUUCUGAUUUCGUUAAUCCGCAGCUACUAAGACACGAAGUUCUGUACAAUAUAGUGAGGUGUUUGGGUGAUAAGAUAGAUUCUUCUUUGGAUUCUGAAUUGGCUCCUGGACUUUUGUUAAUGAGUCAUAAGCUUCAGAGCUCUUUGGUUUUUAAGGCCCAAACGUUUGAUGUUUAUCGAGACCCUAAUCCAGCUGAGGUUAUGAAUCUAUACCCCGUAUUCUCUCACUUGGAGGCUAGAUCUAAACAGUUAAUGAAAGAACAUGGGGAUAAUCCUCAUCUUGAUGAAAUUAUAAAAUUGGUGGAGCGCAUCCUAUCAUUCCCUAUAACAGACCCUGUGAUGAAAUUCGUCCUUGGAUUAGAAAUGCUAAUCGAACCAAUUCGCCUAUGGAACCAGUUUGUACCCUCGAAAUUUUCUUUACAUGAUGUAAAAGAGCAGAUUGUUAAAAAUAUUAUUCAUUAUAGAACCAUGGAAUUAAGUGGAUGGCGUGAAAGCUUAGAUUCUGUAUUGAGGAAACAAAAAGUAAAUUGCUCCAAAUGGUGGUUUCAUAUGUUUAACAUCUUACAAUCAUCCAAGAAUUCUGGAGAUAAUGAAAUUGAAACUGUAAUCAAUGUUUUGAAACAGUGUUUAGAAGAUGCUCCUCUAGGCCAAUUUCCUGAGAGACUUAAUAUCCUUCAUUCAUUUUUAUUGCAAAAAAGAUUGCAACACUCAUUUUUUAAGAAAAGUGAUAGAACUGAAGAAGUGUUAUUUAAUAUUUAUACAUUUUAUAAGCAAUUUCUGCCAGAAGUCAAUAAAAAAAUAUCUGAUAUUCGUUCUCCGAUAGAGAAAGAAAUCAAAGAAUUUGUGAAAAUAUCCCGCUGGGGUGAUGUCAAUGAGAUAGCUGUAAAACGAUCAUCUGAAAAAUCUCAUCGUUGUAUUGUGAAGCAUAUGAAACAGUUUGAGGAUGCUUUACAAACACCAGCUAAACGCUCCUUCACAUUGCCUUCAAAAUCAGUCUCGGAAUCUGCAGAUAAAUGGUCAUUGGAUAUUAAUGAGAAAGAUUUUAUUUCUGCAAGUGCAGGGAAGGAGAGCUUGGAAGUGUUUAAUAGUUACACAGAACCCAUAAUUAGAGAAAUGCCUCAUUACUACCAAAAAACUAAAAAACUGUCGAAAAAGCUUUCGAAAGAUCUAACUGUUUUGAGCCAUAUUAAUACUUUGAAUGAAUUUUGUGGAACUAUAGCUGAAACUAUGGAAGGUGUCGCUCUGGACAUGCAAAAGAAAAUUUGUACAAGAUCUCAAGAGAAGAAGCAAGCUCUGUUAAACAUUCAAAAGAAGAAGCAAUUGUUGUCUACAUUAUUUAAAAGCUUAAGAGUAAUUGGAUUGUCUUACCGGCGAGGUAUAACUUUUGAAAAUACAAGGAAUAAAAAUGAUACCAUUACAAUUCCUGCAUUUGACAUAGCUCAUAUGAAAAUGCUUAAAAUAGAUAAUGAAUUUUACAAAACUCUUAGAAAUGUUUCCCAGGAUGUCGAUCACUAUUUCUACAAAUGUGUAGCCCAACAUAGCCUUGUAAAAAUGUGCAUGCAAUCUCCAAACAAAAAUCUCACUCUUGAUAUAAUUCAUAGAAUUCAGGGAUAUGGAGGAGACUUAAUGAGUUAUGUCCUUUCACAGCGAACACAGCUAGUCAAAAUGUCAUCAGAUGUUGAUAAAAUAGGGCUAUUCUUGCAAACUGUAGAUUUUGUCAAAGAAGAUUCAUUGCUGGAAGAAAAUAAAAAACUUGUUCUUCUUCCGCCAGAAAAAGAUGCCUGCCAAUUAGAUAAUACUAUCUGUGAUUUACUGAAUAAGUAUCUAAGUGCAAUUAAAAGAUUUGGUGCUAUAAUGAACUGUGCUCCUGAAUCGUCAUCCGAUGUGCCAAUAAAAUGUCAAAUGGAUCCGUAUUCCAAACCUUCCUUAUUUUCUUCAUUUGAGAAGUCAGACCAGGGCUGGAAUUAUGUUAUGAAUAAUAUCAAUGAAUGCUUACAUUCCACUGAAGAACAGAUAAAUCAGCUUUCUACUAAGAAGAACAGGGCUGUUUUAUCAACAUGGAACCAGUCCUCAAUAAUUUUCGAAUUACUCAAAGUUUUAGACCGUUCUCUGAACAAUUUCAUAUCCAAAAUUAGCAGUGCCAAAUUUGAUUAUAACCAAACUUUCCUCAAAAGUUUUACAGAAUUACGUUCCAAGAUUGUUGAGGUUUACCAAAAAUGGAGUGCUGUCAAAGCCGAAUGUACAAUCAAAACUCCUUCGGAAUGUGAUACUGAUGAGCUAAAUUUGACUUCUGUUAUUCAAAAACUCGUGAAAGAAAUGCUAUUAGGGUAUCAGGACUUGAUUACAUUGUGUGCUGAAAAUGCGCAAGAUGACUCACCUGGUGAUGAUGUAGUUCCUGAAAAUCUGUUCUCUGUGAAAAUAUCUAAAUGUAUUUCUGAUGUUGAAGAGAGCCUUCGUGUUAAAAGUGUUCUGCAACUUAUGAGCAAAUUAAAGAAGAAGAUUCAACAUUCCCAAGAUUCUCCUGAUAAUCUCAAAAAAAUAAACAGAUGUGUAAAAUUAUUGAAAGAUUUAAGUCCAUUUAUAAAUCAAUACUUUCAACUAGUCAAGGUCUGUUUUGCCUGUGAAAUAGGAAUGCACAGAACAUCCUGUAAAUUAUUAUCCAUUUUGCUGUCUAUUUUUGAGAAUUUGGCUACUAAAGGGUUUUGCAUUCCUGAAGAUCUUGAAGAAGAGGCUGAAAAAUCAGGAGGAACUAAAUUUGAAGACAUUGAAAGUGGUGGCCUUGGGGAAGGUGAAGGAACUAAAGAUGUCAGUGAUAAAAUUGAAACAGAAGAUCAACUUGAAGAUGCCAUUAAAGAGGGCCAAGAGAAAGAAAAGAAAGAGGAUGAAUCUGAUAUCAAAGAAGAAGAUAAAGGAAUUGAAAUGUCUGAUGAUUUUGAAGGGAAAAGUUACGAUCCUGAAAAAGGCGAAGAACCUGAAAACAGUGAUGAUGAUGAUGAAGAUAACGAAGAACUAGAGAAAAAAAUGGGUGAUGUAAAUGAUGAUGAUGCUGAGAAAUUAGAUGAAAAAGUUUGGGGAAGUGAUUCUGAAGAAGAAAAUGAAGAGAUGGACGAUGAUGAAGAUACUGGGGGUAAGUCCCAAAACAAACAGUCAGAAUUAGCUGCUAAAGAUGGAAAAGACAGGGAAGAUGAUACAAGCAGUACUCAAGAUGAUAAGUCAAAGGAUCAGUUAGAAGACAUGGGAAAUGAAGAUGAAUACCAAGGAGAAGUUCCUGAUCCACUUAUUGAUGCUCCCCCUGACAAAGAACCUGAAUAUGUUGAAAUACCUGAUGAUUUAGAAAUUAAAGAUGACGAUGAUGUUAAAGAUGUUUCUGCUUCGAAUGAUGAAGAGGAUAUGAUGGAGGAAGAUAUGAGCGAAUCUCAUGAUGAAACUAAAUCUGAUGGUGAACAAGAUGCUUCAGAAAAUGAAGAAGCUGAAAUGAGUCAAAACCAAGAUGAAGCUGAAGAUGAAUCUAAGAAUGAUGAGGAAAAAAAUCACUCAGCCGAACCUUAUGAAGGAGAAGAUGAGGCUGAUGAUGAUGAAACAACUAAAGAUGAUGCUAGACUUCCCUCAUACCCACCUACAGCAGAAACUGAAAUUCAGCCAUCCCUUGAUCAGAAUAAGAAUUCUGCUGACCCUGUACAAACAAGUGAAAUGGACUGGGAAAGUGGAUCCAAGCAAACUGAUGAGCAGCAUCAAGAAGGUGAUGCUGAAUCUAAAAAUGCUGCUGAACAAGGUGCUUCUCAUGAAGGUAAGAAGUCAUCAAGUAUUAAGCAGAAAGGUGGUGAUGACCUCCAACCCAAACAAAAACCUAAGUCUUCAGAUGAUAGAACUGUGGAUGAAAAUGCUGAAGAAGAAAAUAUCAAACGUCGUCCUAUUGUCGAUAAACAGAGCCAACAGAUAUCUGAGGGUGAUCAAGGCGAAGAAAGUGACGAAGCUGGUGCUUAUGAGCACAUCUCAAAAGAAGAGGAUGAAGGCACAACACAAGCAGUGGAUUUGGCUACCAAAGAACAAGCUGCCAUAAAAGCAGUGAAUGUAGAAUAUGAUGAUGAGUCUGAGAGUGAACAAGAAGUAAUUGAGCUAUCAAGUAGUGAUGAUGAAGAGGUGCCUGUCAAGCCUAAAGGAGAGUCUUUUAAACGCAGUCAACAGCAACAACAACCUGGAGAACGAGGUGAUGCGUAUGAAGAUGAGCAAAUGGAUACUCUAGAAGGAGACGUUGUACAGACUCUUGGUGUGCCUCGCGGUUUAGAAUCCAGUAUUUAUACACAAUAUGAGUUGUGGUCAUCCUUAUCUCAGAAACACAUUUUAGAGAAGCGAUCUAUAUUAGAAAAGGACUUAGAUUUAUUUGCAAGUUCUAGCAUUGAAAAUAACGACAGAAAUGCAAUAAAUCAGUGGCGAAAAUAUGAAGAAAUUGUGUGCAAUUUAUCUCAAGAGUUGUGUGAGCAACUAAGGCUCGUUCUUGAACCCACUAAAAUGUCAAAGCUAAAAGGAGAUUAUAGGACUGGGAAGCGUUUGAACAUGCGUAAAAUCAUUCCAUACAUAGCUAGUCAAUUUAGAAAGGAUAAAAUAUGGUUGCGAAGAACUAAACCCAGCAAAAGACAAUACCAAAUCAUGUUAGCUGUCGAUGAUUCGUCUAGUAUGGCUGAUAAUCAUUCAAAGCAACUAACAUUUGAAACAUUGUCUGCUCUUGGACAGUCCCUGAGCCUUUUAGAAGCUGGCGAGCUUGGCGUUGUGAGCUUUGGUGAAAAAGUGGAGCUUUUAUUAGGAUUCCAUGAAACUUUUGACACAGAUACAGGUGCCAAAUUAUUCCAAAAGUUUUCCUUUUCUCAGAAAAAAACCAACAUACCACAACUUCUACAACAGGUGACAUCAGCAAUGCUACAAGCCAGGCAUACUGGCGCUGAUAUUCCCAAAGAAACUGCUCAACUCUUAGUAAUACUCUCUGAUGGGAGAGGCAUUUUUAGUGCAGGUGAAAAUGAAGUACGUCAAGCAGUAAGAAGAGCUAGGAAUCAUAACAUUUUUAUGGUGUUUGUGAUCAUUGAUAGCCCUUUGAAUAAGGAUUCCAUACUUGACAUCAAAUCGACUAGUUUUGGAAAGGACGGGGUGGAAUUCAAACCCUAUAUUGAGACUUUCCCAUUUCCAUUUUAUAUCAUUCUCAGAGAGAUCGCAUCAUUACCUGUUGUACUGGGAGAAGCUCUACGACAAUGGUUUGAACUUGUAACAUCAGCAGAGCGUUGAUUUUUCUUUUCUGCUAUUUUAAAUCAAUCAUUAUGGCUUAUUUCAUUUUUUGUGGGUUAAUGUGAUUUUAUUAUUCAUUUACAUAAGUUGUGUUCCUAUUUUGUAAAUUAUUCGUUUAAUAAAUCAUUUUGAGAAUGCCUUUGAAAUAUUUAAUUUAUUUGAAGUUGCUCAUAUACAAAAUCUGCUUAUAAAAUGUUAUUUGGAUUUUAUAAUGAAAUGUGUUUUUGAAACAGAAGGCUACAUUUCUUAAAAUUGCAUUACUAUUUUCUGAAUUGAUUGAAUGGUUAAAGGUUGAUCUGAUUGUAGAACUAAAAGUUUCCAUG